Messenger RNA from Populus trichocarpa (black cottonwood), 3826 nucleotides. Its product is annotated as probable galacturonosyltransferase 9. Lineage: Eukaryota; Viridiplantae; Streptophyta; Magnoliopsida; Malpighiales; Salicaceae. Bases 182 to 1858 code for a protein of 558 amino acids. The record is from RefSeq and is a predicted model, not a curated record. Gene Ontology annotation, molecular function: polygalacturonate 4-alpha-galacturonosyltransferase activity. The transcript has 4 exons.
AAUAAACUAGACAGAUUCCGUUUUGGGUAUGAACGGAAACUUCUUUUUCUCUUUCAACCUUCAGCGAUCCAGCUUCAGCCUUCAGCCUUCAGCCUUCAGCUCCAAGCUCUAACUAGAAAACCAUACACAAAAUAAAUUAUACAAAAAAAAUAAUAAUUCAGAUCCUUAUUAAAAUCCAUCGAUGGCGGUGGCCGUCCGAGGAAUCCGAGGGGGAGGCAGCGGCGGCAUCAAUGGUGGAUUACGUGCCUUUUUCUCUCACCGGAUCUUCAUCUCCGCCACGUUCACUCUUCUAUUCCUCGCCACUCUCUCUGCUCUCUUCUCCCCUCACCCUCACCACCACCCCUCACUGCCUAGUAGCGGAAAUGCUUACGUGCAACGCACUUUUUUGGCGAUCAAAUCAGAUCCGUUGAAAACACGAUUAGAUUUGAUAUAUAAGCAAGCAAAUGAUCACAUGACGUUAGUUAAUGCAUACGCCGCGUAUGCGAGAAAGCUGAAGCUUGAUAUUUCUAGGCAGUUAAGAAUGUUUGAUGAAUUAGAUAAGAAUUUAACGGAUUUACCGCUGAAACCGAGUUAUAAAUCCUCGCUUUUCGAGCCGGGUAGUGAUGUAGAUGAGGAUGUUUUGAGGCAAUUUGAGAAGGAAGUAAAGGAGAAAGUGAAAGUUGCGAGGUUAAUGAUUGCGGAAGCGAAGGAGAGUUAUGAUAAUCAGAUAAAGAUUCAGAAGUUGAAGGAUACAAUUUUUGCUGUUAAUGAGUUGUUGAUCAAGGCGAAGAAGAAUGGAGCGUUUGCGAGCUUGAUUUCUGCCAAGUCGGUGCCGAAGAGUUUGCAUUGUUUGGCAAUGAGGCUUGUGGGGGAGAGGAUUGCCCAUCCGGAGAAGUACAAGGAGGAAGGGUAUAAGGCGGAGUUUGAGGAUCCGAGUUUGUAUCAUUAUGCGAUUUUUUCGGAUAAUGUGAUCGCGGUUUCGGUUGUGAUUAGGUCUGUGGUGAAGAAUGCGGAGGAGCCUUGGAAACAUGUUUUUCAUGUGGUUACGGAUAAGAUGAAUGUUGCAGCUAUGAAGGUUUGGUUUAGGAUGCGGCCUGUGGAAGGUGGUGCGCAUGUGGAGAUUAACGCUGUGGAGGACUUUAGUUUUCUGAAUUCAUCGUAUGUGCCGGUUUUGAAGCAGCUUGAGAGCGCUAAAAUGCAGAAGUUUUAUUUUGAUAAUCAGGCAGAGAAUGCUACCAAAGAUGGGAGUAAUAUGAAGUUUAGGAACCCUAAAUAUAUGUCAAUGUUGAAUCAUCUUCGGUUUUAUUUGCCUGAGAUGUAUCCUAAGCUGCAUAAGAUUCUGUUUUUGGACGAUGAUGUUGUUGUUCAGAAGGAUUUGACUGGGUUGUGGAAGGUUGAUCUGGAUGGUAAGGUGAAUGGAGCUGUUGAGACUUGCUUCGGGUCAUUUCAUCGUUAUGCACAGUAUCUGAACUUUUCACAUCCUUUGAUUAAGGAGAGGUUCAACCCCAAGGCUUGUGCUUGGGCUUUUGGGAUGAAUAUAUUUGAUCUUGAUGCUUGGAGGCGUGAGAAAUGCACAGAGCACUAUCAUUAUUGGCAGAGCCUGAAUGAGGAUCGUACUCUUUGGAAAUUGGGUACUCUCCCACCUGGCUUGAUUACCUUCUACUCCACGACGAAGUCACUGGACAAAUCCUGGCAUGUGCUUGGUCUCGGAUAUAAUCCAAGUAUUAGCAUGGAUGAGAUCAGCAACGCUGCUGUCAUUCAUUACAAUGGAAACAUGAAACCAUGGCUUGACAUUGCUAUGAACCAAUACAAGAAUCUCUGGACUAAAUAUGUAGACAAUGAUAUGGAAUUUGUUCAGAUGUGCAAUUUUGGUCUUUAGACGAACACCGCUCCUGCUCCAUUACUGGCCAGGUAGACAGCAACGAGCUAUCUAGUAUGAAGUUCUAUUUGGGCAGUGCAAAAUUCUUCAUCUGAAGAAGAGGAAGCUAAAUAUGAACAACAAUGAUUUCUAAGGGGAGACAUGGAAGUGAAAGUGAGCAUAGAGGCCAGCCUUAGGAAUUAGAAAGACUUCAAUACAUUGUUUUCAUGCCUUUCUUGGAAACUAUUGCUCCUUAUAAUGGUCAUUAGUUAGACCAAUAGGAGAGUGCCCAACUAUUUCACUGCUACAGAAGAUCCAGUACAAGACACCCUACAAUGAAUUAAAAGCUAAAUCAAUAACAACCAGUAGAAACAUUACACUUCAGCAAUUAAGAAACGUAACAUGCUGACACGGCUAGUAGUAUGCUUCUAUCAUGCCAUCUGGCGCAGUUCUCUCAUUGAGUUCUGCUGCGUCUUGAUUCUGCUCUUUUAUGAAACAUCUUGUGGGCUACCCUCUGCGCAGCUUUUUAUUGCUUUAAUAAAUUUGUGCAAGUUUUCAUUUGAGCCUAGCGGCUUCAACUUCAAGAACUAUGCGAUAGACACGCGCUUAUGGACUUGGGAGGUUGCUUGGCGGUGUUCUAUGUUUGUUGGACACUUGUUGAAAUCUGCUUGUAAAUUGCUGACCUGGAAAUUAUUUGUCUAUAUGCAGGUUACUUUUCUUCUAUUAUUAUACUAUAUAGUAAAAAAAUCGAGUAAGAAACGCAGGUGCUUCACUGUUUGUAUAUAUUCCAUCAUGAAUACAUGCCAUUUAUAUAUAUACUCAAUAAAAAUAUCAAUUACCAAAUAUAUUUAAAAUAUUUAAAUAUAUUAAAUUAAUUUAAUAAUAAAUAUUAGCCUAUUAAUUAUAUUAAUGUUAAUCAUUUAAAUUUUAUGUAUUAUUAUUAAAAUUUAAAUGAUUAAAUCAAUGAAAUUUAUUAAUUAUUAAAAUAACUAUCAUUAAUUAUAAUUUUAAAUUAAUAUAUCAAUAAACUUAAUGUUUUAAUUAAAAUUUAUUUAAGGUGUGUUUGAGAUUGUGGUAAUGGAUAGGCUUUAAAGUAAUUUUUAUUUAGAAAUAUAUUAAAAUAAUUUUUUUAUUUUUUAAAAAUUAUUUUUGAUAUUACCAUAUCAAAAUAAUUUAAAAACAUAAAAAAAUUUAAUUUCAAACAAAUUUUUUAUUUAAAAAAUACGAUUUUCAUGGUAUUUCCAACAUAAAUUUAUGAGGUUGCUACACUCCAAGAACUGCCUAAUCCAUCGUCAAUGUGGAAAAGCCCAGCAAACCCAUUUUGUUGCGACUUACUUUUCGCUCCUGUUGCCGACGAUGUUGUUGUCGUUGGUGGCUGUCAUUGAUACUUGUAGCUGUGGUUUCUGUCACGAUGGUCGUCGUUGUUGCUGCUGCUUCAACCAUGCUCCUCCAAGAUCUUUCAUGCAACCAACCAAAUCUACCAUCGCGCAUGCCUCUAACAAUCCCAAGCGCCACCGCGGUUUGCCACCGGAAUCUACAGCUACAUACAUAAAAAGAUCGGAGAGGUAAAGGAGAUGAUAUUACAUGACGAUGAACUCACAUCAGCUGCUGUCAUCGUUAAUUAUUGCUGUUGUCGUCGUCUUUUAUGUGUCAUGGGCAACAAUGUAUAUAUGGGGGUGUGACUGCUGGUGCCGAUGUGGUGACUCGAGACAGCGCGGAGACCGCUGUUGAUGGCUGACGAUGGCCGAUGUUGAGAUGGGAUUGAGUAUGGCUUUGAAAAAUAAUAAGAAAGGGCACGAGAAACGGUGGUGAGAAACAAUCCUGAUUAAUGUUAUUAAUUAUGGCUUUCAUUUGCAAUGCUCCACAAAAUGCCAAAGAGAGGGUUGUUUACUUGUUAUUAACAUACAAUAACAUAUUUUUGUUUGCAUUAAAAAUAUAAAUAUAAUUCUUUAAAAGUGAAUAUGCAAAAUAUUCACAUGCUCAAAAUUA